Mesorhabditis spiculigera is the source of this 270-nucleotide messenger RNA. Lineage: Eukaryota; Metazoa; Nematoda; Chromadorea; Rhabditida; Rhabditidae. The record is from the annotation of a GenBank genome assembly.
AUGUUCGGCAGCAUCCACAACUUUACCGCCAUCAUCAACCCGCCGCAAGCCGCUAUUCUAGCCAUCGGUGGCACGCGAAACGAGCUGUCGACGGAUGCGCAGCCGGUCUCUCGGUUUACCGUCACCCUCUGCUACGAUGCGCGCGCCAUCUCCGGCAGCUCGGCCCAUCUCUUCCUCAACCACCUCAGCAAGUCACUCUCCGAUCCAGAAUUCAUGCUACUCGAGCCCGUGAACGACAACAGCCUCAACUUUGACUUUACCAAACUUUUA